This is a messenger RNA of Poecilia latipinna (sailfin molly), 1797 nucleotides long. RefSeq names its product melanoregulin. Gene Ontology annotation, cellular component: melanosome. The coding region runs from base 221 to 889 and encodes 222 amino acids. The record is from RefSeq and is a predicted model, not a curated record. The transcript is spliced from 5 exons. NCBI's taxonomy places the organism in Eukaryota, Metazoa, Chordata, Actinopteri, Cyprinodontiformes, Poeciliidae. Gene Ontology annotation, biological process: melanosome transport; melanocyte differentiation.
GUUAGGCCCUUUUCUCAGGCCAGGGUAGAAGGAGGAAUGCAAUGAGUGUGGAGGACGUGGCCUGGAUUUUUUUGCUCCGGGCUAUUUGAAAAUGUGGACUUUGCCAUUUGGAAAUAUUUAGAUUCAAAGAGUCUGGAAGAACUCUGCGACCAAAACCCUGAUUGUUUUUUAAGGGAUAAACGGCUGUUGUUUGUCUGCUGAAAGCUUUUGAAGAGUAGGAAUGGGUGCUAAUUUUACCCUCUGCUGCUGCCACUACUAUCUGGUGCAGAACAGAGAGGAGAAGAAGGCUAUCCUGCGCAUGAGGACCACUUCAGGGCGCAGAUCGCCUCAGCAGAUAUCCAGUGAUUCCAGUGACAGCGAGACAGAGGAGGAAAGCCUCUUCGGACCGCAGUGUUUGGAGAAAAACCCAAAGGACAAACAGCAGAGUCAAAGAUUAACAGUGGAUCCGUGGGUUUAUUCCAACAGAGCAGACGGGUCUCUGAUCAGAUGUGGAUCAGACAGAGAGCUGCAGGCCUUCAUCAGCAUGAGAGACCAGGCUGAUAAGGCGACAGAGGAAUGGGAGAAGCUGAAUUAUGACAUCCACACACUGCGCUACGCCAGGCGAGAAGUCAGAUCUCGAUGGAAGAAAAUCCUGCUACAGCUGGGUUAUCAGUGUGAGGUGGACUCCCUGCUGUGUGUGAACACACAGAGCCAUUUCAGGCCAGAUCAAGAACAUUUUGGCAAAGCUGCUGACCUUUUGAAGCAGCUGCUGGAUCACACCUCUCUGUUCCCUCCUAAAACAGAACAUCAUAACAGAUACCUGUAUGUCAUGGACCGCCUGGUGUCACUGGACAGUGCAGAGGACUUUAUUAAAUUGGCCAAACAAAAAUAUCCCAAGAAAGAAGGCUGAGAGGAAAAACAAGCAGGAACAAGGAGAAAAGUUGAAAAAGCAUUUCAACUACGUCUGCACUGUUAAAAGACUGAAGUACAGGGUUGAGCAAACACUUUAAAAUGUUUAAUUUUUACUGCAUGCUGCUUCUGAAGAGUCAGAUAUUUUACAAUCUUUUAAGACAGACUGAAACAUCUUCCCUAUGCCUUUCAGACCUUAGAUGAUUUCCUCCAUCUUAUUCUUGUGAAUAAAAAUAAUCCAAUGCUACAGUGUUGCUCUGCAGCCCCGAAACAAGACUUUUUUCUGGAUUUUAUUCAAGGAUACAAUACAAUAUAAAAUCCUAAUAAAAUACAUAGCAUUUUUAAAUUCAGAAGCUUUAGCACUGUUUUCAACAUAUAGUAUUUCUCAUGACAAAUUUAAAAGGUCACACAAAAGUUUUCGGGGAAAAAAGUGGCAUAGUCAGGAGUGAUUCACUGUUUUUGUUUCAUAUAGUUGAGGUUAUCAGUAAAAACAAAAUUUCUUUUUGCCACUUUGAAAGAAUCAGUAUCGUCUCUUUGCUUCAUUAUGAGAACAAUAAUAUAUAGCAUUUUUUGAUUUUGUCUUUGUUUCUCAGCAUAAUACUAUCUGAGCAAGUGCAGAUUUUUUUUGAUUUACAUAAACAGAGCUUAACAGUGAAAAAAUUGAGGUUUUUUGCCAUUUGUAAAACAUUCUUUUCAGUUUUUCAGACAUUUUUUUAAAUGUACACUCUUUAAAUAUUUACAUUGCAUAAAAUCAAUUUGUACAAUGUAUCAACUGCUGAUUUGUGUCAGUAGGGGGCAGCAUAUGUUUACAUCUCAGUGGGCUUGGCUGUUUAGUUGACUACUAGGACAAUUAAUGUAGUUUUCAUUCAGAAAUCAAACAAAAAAAGAAAAUAAAUUACAAUUUGAGUC